GACGUAAAAAGCGGCGUUGGAAGACCGGGAAAAACGGCGUUUUUUCCUCCACUCAGAAGGGGCGUUCAAGGCGCCAGUCUCUGGCGUAAAAUACUGUGUUCUGUUCGGGUCAACGCCGUUUUUUUACGGCGUUCUGACUUAUCAAACGGCGAUUUUUACGUCAUUUCUUAAACAAACGGGUUAGAAAAUUGGAGAAUUUUGGCCUAGAUUGUUUGCCAUACUAAUCGCUGCUACUGUGAGUCGUUGGAAGGAUAAAAACAAAUCCACUGGAAGGAAGCGAGCGGGAUGUUUACUUCCCAGCUGCCGAAACUCGACAUAUGUAAUAUGUCCUGGGUAGAAGAAAUAUUCAACGAUUUGAUUCGGUCGUAACACAUCGUUUAAUACUCUGACGACAUUACGGCUUGUAUGACGCUUGCCCAGGGGAGAGAGUGGUGUUGUCGUUUAUCAGCUCCAUUUGCAUGUUGGAUGGCUGAUCUAUUAUGCUAGGAACAUGUUCAAAAAUGUUUUCGGCUCAGGGUUUCUGGUGAGAACAUCACAUGUGAUUCUGACAUGGGUCAUAACGUUAAUCCUCUUCCUACAUGAUACAGGUGAAUCUAUCACUUUACAUUCAUAGGCUUUGCCUCUAUAAUCGCUCGCACACCCCUGGGAGCUGUGGUGGUGUUAAGUGUGUGAGUGAUGUGUUCACAGAGCUGAGGAAGCAGGAGGAGACGGGCCAGCUUGUCCAGCCCGUGCUCUUCGUCCUGCUGGUGCUGCUGUCUGUGCUGCUGUACUUCGCGGUCUCUCUGAUGGACCCGGGUUUCAUCCUGUCUGAUGACACGGACUUGCAGUUCAUGCUGGGAGUGACUGAGGAGCAGCAGGACAUGAUUCCUCCUGCCACCAAAUCCCUGAGACAGCGCCGCUGUGGCCACUGUCUGCUUCAGCAGCAGCCAAUGAGAUCAAAGCACUGCCAGACGUGUCAGCACUGCGUCCGGCGUUAUGACCAUCACUGUCCCUGGAUUGAGAACUGCGUUGGUGAGAGGAACCACCGCUGGUUUGUGUUUUACCUGGCCUUCCAGCUGCUAGUGCUUCUAUGGGGCCUGCGCAUUGCCUGGACGGGUUUCACCUACGUACCCAUCUGGCACCAGUGGCUGCGUACAAACGGAGUCCUGACGGCCGUGACCAUGCUGCUAGCGCUGCUCUCGCUCAUCGUACUGUUGCUGCUCGGCUCCCAUCUAUACCUGGUUUCUCUCAACACAACCACGUGGGAGUUCAUGUCGCGCCACCGCAUCUCCUACCUCAAACACUGCGGUGCAGAUGAGAACCCCUUUGACCGCGGGACAUUCCAAAACCUUUGGGGUUUCUUCUGCAUCUGGGGCACAGUGGUGUGGGAGCAAGUGUACUUCAAGGAGGGCAGCGAUCAGGUUUAGGUACAUUUCAGUGAUGAACAGCCUCUCUGGAUCUGGGAUUACACACCAAAUAGGAGGAUAAACUGUGCUUGUGAGCGGUUCCCUUUAUAUAGGCAUUUGUGUUGUUGUGCCAUAACUGUGGAGCGUUUCCCUCCUUCUCAUCCUCUCAGUCGUUCUUUAUUGCAAUUGAUUGCCUGCAUUUCCUGUUUUUUACCUCAAUGCAGUCGUAGUGAAAUAUGUGGGAGCUUUCAAAUAGUCAGUUUUGGUUAGGAAGUUUUCUAAUGAGUAAAGUGAUACAGGUGCAUGACAGCUAUAAUAAAAGCAUUUCAAAUUCUGGUCUAAAGACCUUAUGUUAAGGUCUACAUCAAGAGAAAUAAGAGCUAUAAUAAUUGACUUAAGUAUAAUGCACAGUUCACAUUUGGAAUGUUUGUUGUUUAUCAUGGAAUUAAUUUUUACUUAAGGUCAGCUAGAAUAAGUGAUGGAUGGAGGAAAUUUUACUUCAGUCAUGGAAAUCAAGGACUUAAAUGAAAUAAAUCAUUUUCCUGCUCAUGUGUCUUACGGGCUAUGGGGCAGGGCAAAUUAGCAUGAUGCCCUAAUGAUCAUGAUCUAAUAACAGUGCACUAAUUUAAUGAAAUUUAAAGAUGCAGCCGAUUCAUUUCAAUAAUAAUCAAUAUGCUGCCAAGAGCAGAACAAAUUAGCAGCUCAAAAACAGCAGAACCGGUGAGAAACCCAACGAGGAUUGUGCGAACCAACGCAGGUCUUAGAAAUAGAAAGUGAAGAAUGUGAGGUUCAAAGGUCUGAGACACAGCUGGAGCUCAGGAUUUAGCCAGCAUUUUUCAAACAGCUGUAUGACCUGUAAGAUGUGUAGAAGGUAAACAAAAGCAUCAGAUCUUGAGCCUCGCACACGUUCGUGAAAAUACAGCUACUAUGCCUACAUGCUUAUGAGCAUUGCUCAUUGUUGGUCUGUGCAGACUCCAGAGGACGGACAGUUCAGCCAAGUUUCAGUAUUAGUGAGCAGAACACUCAGGGACAGGACUAUUGCUAUUUUUUUGUGACCUUCACGAAACAUCACAGUAAGAACACGCUAAUAAGGUGGGCAUUUUGCCAUCCAUUGUCUCGAUGCUGUAAUUUCAACACAGUAGACAUAGAGUUGGUUAGAAUCUCAGCACACAGGCUUCUUUUCCCCAACUUAAACAUUUUGACCUCGAUGGAGAACAUCACCAGGUCGGGAACAGGAAAUAGGAGUCAUUUUUAGGACAAUUUGAACAUAGUGUGUGUUUCCAGAAUGAGGCCUCUUAAUAACUGGUAACCAGCACUGCGGCCUUCCUCCUUAUUGUUUACACAUCAAGUUCAUAAUUUCCUUCAAAACAAGCAACUCUCUACAUUGUCUUCAGGCAUUUUACACACCCGAGUGAAUCCGGUUAAGCUAGGACUUUACUCACCCAAAUACCCUCAGUCCUGCCUCUUCCACAAAAUCAUUUAAGUAACAAGUGAUGUUUGUUGACAAUAACCUGACUGUUCACCCUCAAUUCACAUCAAUCAUUACAUUCAAAAUUUGAGUAACAAUUACUUUAGUGUAGUGGGUUCCAUUCUCUUGUUGUCUCGUAUGAUGAAUGCUGUGCCUGUUUUACAGGAUUCACCUUCUCCAGCAGCGUUUGUCACUAAAGUAGGUUAGUCCAAGUGAGUGUGUUUGAAAUAUGAACUGUAUUGUUCCUGGCAAUUAUUCCAUACAUGUACACGAUAUUUAGACCUGUUACAGUGUCUCAAGUUGUUUAAAAUUGUACAUAUUUUUAAAACUAUUUUGGAGCAGAAAAUGUCUUUAGAUUUUUGUAAAACUAUUUUAACAGGGACUUGAAUGAUACAGUGGAACACUGGUUAUUAGCUAAAAGGUUUGAGUGCAAUAUGUUUCCAUUUAAGGUUUUCCUUGUGCAAUAGUAACCUUGUAAGACAGCAAUAAAUGUUUGUGUUUGAUCCAGUGCAAAAUGCUGAGUCCUUCUGCUUGGACAGUAAGAUCUCUGCUUUUUUUUUUUU
Molecule: messenger RNA, 3416 nt
Organism: Haplochromis burtoni (Burton's mouthbrooder)
Lineage: Eukaryota; Metazoa; Chordata; Actinopteri; Cichliformes; Cichlidae
Gene: zdhhc12b
Product: zinc finger DHHC-type palmitoyltransferase 12b
Exons: 4
Coding region: 579-1406 (275 amino acids)
Biological process (GO): protein targeting to membrane; peptidyl-L-cysteine S-palmitoylation
Cellular component (GO): Golgi apparatus; endoplasmic reticulum
Molecular function (GO): protein-cysteine S-palmitoyltransferase activity
Source: RefSeq, a predicted model, not a curated record